GGAAGGAAAUUCUGUCACUAAGAACAAUGGGUUUGCUUCUCUAUCUAUAGACGCGCUGUAAGACACAGAGUGAAAGAAAACGAGAGAGAAGGCAAAAGAAAGUUAAGCAAGCUGUCGCAGAAAGGAUAGAGCAAAAGAUGAAGAAUACAUGAAAAUUGGGGAAAGGUUAUGCAUUGUGUGGAUGAAGAAUGGAAAGCAAUUAACGGGUCAUCGUUUUCAAAAAUGGAACUUAACCCUCUUUCUGGAAAAAGAAGAGCUGAUAUAAAGUAGGGUAUUCAGCAUUUUGACAAAAUUGGAGUAUUGAAAAACACCUGAGAAGCAGACUUUCAACAGAGAAAAGUUACCAUGGAAGAAUCUGGCAGCUCGCGUUCCAGGAAGCUCCAUUUCCCAGUGGGCCUGUGGAUAAAUUCUCCCCGUAAACACUUUCCCAAACUGGGAGUUCGUUGGCCGAGCGCUGCGUCAGUCAAAUCCAACACUAGCUCCGAUGCCGCCUCCCUGCAUGAGGCCUGCUCGGUCCCUUCCUCCGCCCUGUCUGUAUCCACCCCGUCCCUGGCCGCUCCCUCCCCGUCCUCCUCCCCCUCCCCUGCCUUCCUCAGGCCCCGGCCCGCUGCCCCUCAGUCCCGCGCCAAGCGUCUUUCCCACCUCUUCCUGCGGGGGCGCUCCAACAGCGACCGGGACCGGGCUGUGGGGGAGCGUGAGCGGGAGCUGUGGGCACACUCCGCUGCCCCCUCUACGCAUCACUACUUACCCCCGGCCACCUCUUCUGCCCCUGGGCUCAUCAAGAUCUAUGGGGACGCACUGUCCAGCGGUGCCAACUACCGCAGCCUGCUGGCCAACAUCCACUCCACAGCACGGCAGCUGAUUUCGCAGGUCAUCACUCGCUACACGGAGAGGGAAAGAGACACUGAAGUGGAUGAUUUGGCUCUCCAGAAACACGCUCCCGAGGACUUCCUGUUGUGUGAUGUCAUUGGAAAGCCCAUCCACCAGCCAGAUGGGACCUUCCAAUGGGAGACGGAGUGCCGAAGGGGCGUGGCACCCUGGGAAUGCCCCUUGGUCCUGGUGGACAUGUGGCGACCCAAAGAUGGCUUCGAGCGCCGCUUUGAAAUCCAACGACGAGACGACUAUGAGAGAGAGGAGAUCAACAGGGAGAAGGACAGGGAACGAGAGGGCGAAAAUUCUCAAGUCCGUUGGAGAAGAGGUCGUAUGUCAUCUGGAAGUGGUCCUGAGGAGAAUGAACGUGGCCACAGGGCCCGGAACUCAGAACUCAGGAGAAGCAUCAGUGACAUGAACCUCAGCCUGAGACGUCGCCAAGGCAACAAUGCAACCAGUGACCCCAGGAGAUCAGGCAAUGCGCAAAACAGCAACGACAGGAAGAACAUCGUGAGCAUGAUUGGCUCAGAGGUAAUGGAGGUGAGUCCAAAGUCAGGAAACGAGAUGGACCGACGCACAAGGGCCGUGGAGGAGGACCAGGAGAUGUCCACCUGUGACCUGGAAGUGAUGUCGCAGAGCCUGAUCCUCCCGCCCACUGACCGCCCCUACUUCCUCCUCCUGCAAGGCUACGACCAGAGCAAGGACUUUGUUUUGUACAUAAUGACCGGGCAUACACAUGUAUUUGGGAGGAAGCCAACCUUUCGCGAGCGGGAGAAAGACAGAGAGAGGGAGAGGAAGGGGAAGAGGCCUCUGAAAGUGGACACUUUCCUCUCGGCCCCUGACCUGCUUGUCCGACAUUUGCUGGUCAGGAGAGACUCUGCCGUACCCGAGCAGCCACGUGGACAAGCACUGGUGCGGCCCUUCCGCAGUGGAGCCGUCACGCACAACGGGGCGCCGCUGUACAGGGAAGCCACGUUGAAACCAGGGGACCUGCUGGGACUCGGGGGCCACUUCCUCUUCCUGUACCGUGACCCCCGCGUGACCCCGGCGCCUCCGCUCGCUCUGCCCCUGCCAUGGCAGGCCGACUCAUCUGCUUCCUGUGGCCCGGCGGCCGUGCUGGAUCGGCAGGAAGCGCUCCGGCAGUAUCUCGGCUCCGCAGAGUCCUUGCUGAGAUUCCAGCCCAGACAUGCCGAUGUUCUGUUGCAGGAGAUAAUCUCCAAAAACUCUUCCCCCGACUCAGGAGGAGGCGCUCUCGCACCUGCCUACCUGCUGUCAGCCAUGAUUGAUUACGCCUCCAAACACCUGGACCCGGCCCUCACGCCCCAGCUCCUGCUAAAGGCGGCCACCCACAUCAAAGGAAUCGUGUGGGACAACAUCAAGGAAUUUGGGGAUAAACAUCCCACACAAAACUCCACAGAUCCAACCGGUGACCCCAGCUCUCCUACCGUUCAAGAGCUGGCAACAGAUCUCCGCCCUCUAAUGUUCUGGAUGUCAAAUGCCACCGAGCUACUCAACUUCUUCCAGGUCAAGGUGGAGGCCAUGGAGAAAGAGUGGGAGUUUGAGGUGCCAGGCGACCCUGUUCUGACAGCCGAUAUGGACACUUGCUCUGAGGCCUUGACACAGCUUGAUGAUGUCAUCAUGCACACUUUCCAACAGUGUGUCUAUCAUCUGACAAAGACCCUGUAUUCCCUGCUGCCAGCUCUCCUGGAGUCUAACCCUUUCUAUCGUGACCGCGAAGAGAAAGACAAAGAAAAGAGCAAGACAAAGGAGUGCAGCAAGAGUGGUGGUGGAGGAGGAGGAGGAGGGGGAGGAGGAGGGGAGGCAGAGGGUGCAGGGGUAGCUGAGGAGGAAGAAGAGGAUGACGUGUCCACACUACCUCCCACUGUGGCGGGGCUGGUGGAGGUGUAUCGCUGCUCUCUGCAGCUGACCCGGGACGCCUGCCUCUCCCCUCCGCUCACCUCGCAGACCUUUGGCUACCUGUUCUUCUUCACCAACACCUCCCUGCUCAACACCCUGCUGGAGAGAGAUGGGCUUUUCUCGUGGUCUAGGGCGGUUCAGAUCAGGACCAAUCUGGACCUGGUGUUAGACUGGCUGCAGGGCGCUGGUCUGGGUGACAUUGCCUCAGAGUUCCUCAAGAAACUGUCAGUCACCGUGAACUUCCUCUGUGUUCCCAAGACACGUUUGAUCCAGUCGUCAUGGUCAUGUCUGCUGGAGGACCACACCUUGCUGAGCCCGGCCCAGCUGCACCACCUCCUGACCCACUACAAGCUGGGCCCAGCGCGAGCCCCACCAGCCUCCUGGGCACCACCCCCUGGUACAGAGCUUAGCGGAGAUAUUUUCGAGAGUUUUCUAGAUCACCCUCCACUGAUCCUGCCGAAUGAGACGCCCCGCCUAGAUCUCUCCCAGCCCAUCCCCAGUCCAGAGCUUCAGAAGGAAAUGACGCGCCUGCGCACAUACCUCUGGGGGCUCGACCAGGACGAACUCCCUGCCAAUCAGAGAACCAGGUUGUAGUAGCACCGGGCUGUACUACAGUAGCGUCACGUUUGAUGGUGGGCUCGGGUGGAAGAGGCGCUUGCUCAGCAGCUGGAAGGUUGCAGGUUCGAGGCCCGCUCUGCCAGACCCCAUCGAAGUGUCCUUGGGGCAAUAUACUGAACCCCAAAUUGCUCCUGGUGAGCAAGGUUUGGCACCUUGCAUGGCAGGCACCUCCCACCACCGGUGGGUGAAUGUGUGUUUGAAGGGGUCAAUGUGAGGUAUACAGUACAUUGUAGAGUGCUUUGAGUGUGUGAAGGAGUUAUAACUUUAUAUAAAUUUAGUCAAGUUUUGAUAGAUAUAUGAACUGAACAUACCACCCUGUUGGAAUAAAUUGCAGAUUUCUUAAGUUGCUGUUGGGAUACAGCCUUUGGCGUUGUUUCGUAGCUAGCUCUCUGGGGAGAUCUGCUAGUGUAUUGCCAAAAUCUGUUUUUUAUUCAGAACAGUGUUUAAUUAUUGCUCAUUAUAACCAACAUCUGAAACUCAUUUUAACUGAACUAUUGCCUGGUUGCAAUAGAUAUGUGUUAAAAAGUACACAGGUGAUGGAGGGUGGGAGGUGUAUCCACAUGUUAGGAAAUGCUUUAUGCCCACAAACAGAUCUCACAAAAAUAGAACUGAACCAAAAUCUUGUCAUAUGUAGAAUGAUAUUUCAUUAUAAGGAAGAAGCCAGUUGGACACCCACACAUACACAUGAUACACACACACGCGCCGUAUACACACAGUCAAUAGACACAUAUAGAUACAAUAGACACACACAACCUACAAAGGUGCAAUGGUUGGUCUCUCAGGCCUGACACACACACACACACACACACACACACACACACACACACACACACACACACACACACACACACACACACACACACACACACAUGCACACAAACACACACAUUUGCACUCUCUCUCUCUCUCUCUCUCUCUCUCUCUCUCUCUCUCUCUCUCUCUCUGGGUGGGACUUUAUCUCUGGAGUAGAUGGUGUAAACAACAACAAAAAAAUCUAAUGUUUGCAGAUUCACCACAUCUGAUAAUUUAUGCGUAAUGUUGUAGUGAGGAAGCAGGGGAUGUCUUCUGAUGAUUUGGCCUAGUUCAGCCUUAAAUAUAGGGACACAUCCAGGUGGGCGAAAGUGUCAUAUCUUUAUUAGAUCAUAUUCCUCCUUGACCU
Engraulis encrasicolus (European anchovy) is the source of this 4564-nucleotide messenger RNA. It is a transcript of the gene rasip1, whose product is annotated as Ras interacting protein 1. Gene Ontology annotation, cellular component: cell-cell junction. Gene Ontology annotation, biological process: angiogenesis; regulation of GTPase activity; signal transduction. Lineage: Eukaryota; Metazoa; Chordata; Actinopteri; Clupeiformes; Engraulidae. Bases 346 to 3381 code for a protein of 1011 amino acids. The record is from RefSeq and is a predicted model, not a curated record. Gene Ontology annotation, molecular function: GTPase binding. The transcript has 16 exons.